Molecule: messenger RNA, 2763 nt
Organism: Dictyostelium discoideum AX4
Lineage: Eukaryota; Evosea; Eumycetozoa; Dictyosteliales; Dictyosteliaceae
Gene: mus81
Product: crossover junction endonuclease
Exons: 1
Coding region: 1-2763 (920 amino acids)
Biological process (GO): DNA catabolic process; double-strand break repair
Cellular component (GO): nucleus
Molecular function (GO): DNA binding; crossover junction DNA endonuclease activity
Source: RefSeq, a predicted model, not a curated record
AUGUCGACAAACAAAAACCACAACAACAACACCAAUAAUAAUGAUAAUAAUAUUUGUAUAAAUCCACAUAUAGUAGAGUUUUUAAAUAAACAAAUAACCAAUAUAAAAAAUCGACCAGGAGCAGACAUCAAAACCACAUCAAUAUAUAAAAAAGCAAUUCGUUCAUUAAAUCUUUAUCCUCUUCCUGUUUUCAGUGGUAAAGAAUGUGAGGUAUUAAAUGGAUUUGGACCAUCAUUAACUAAAAAAAUUAAUGAUUAUUUAAAAACAACAUCACAUCCAUUAUAUCCAAAAGGACCACCAACACCAUUAAAAUCAAUUUAUAAUAGAAAUAAUAAUAAUAAUGAUAAUAAUAAUAAUAAUAAUAAUAAUAAUAAUAAUAAUAAUAAUAAUAAUAAUAAUAAUAAUAAUAAUAAUAAUAAUAAUUCACCUAAAAAGAAAAUAAGGAAAUCUAAAAAUAAUAAUACUACUUCUACUAUUAGUAAUACACAAUCAAAUUUAAUAGGAACAGAAUCACCAUCAAAAAAUCAAAAUAAACAAUUGGAAAGAGAGUUAAAAUCAAAAAAGAAAAAACAACAAUCUGCAAUAUUGGAGCAAAUAGUGGAGGAAGAAGAUAUAAAUUUUGAAAUACCAACAAAUGAAAAUUAUUAUGAUUAUGGAAGUGGAAGUUGUUUUGAUAAUAAUGAUGAUAAUGACGAUGGUUAUAUAAGUAGUGGUAUUAAUACAACUCCAGAUGAUCUAAAUAAAUCGUUUAAUUUUGAUUUUGGAUCAUUUGAUAAUGGAAUUCCCAAUUAUAAUAAUAAUAAUGAUAAUGGUGGUGACAAUGAAAAUAAUAUUAAUAGUGAUAUUGAUUCUAAUAAAAUAAAAACAACAACAUCUAUUAAUGACAAUCAUAAGGAAAAAUAUCAAAAAAAUAAUGAGAAUUAUAUUCACGAAAAUGAAGAUAACGGAGAUGACGUAAUUGUAUUAAUAUCACCUAUUAAAACUUAUAAAUAUGGUGAUAUGCUUAAUAAAUCACCUUCCAAAUUUAAAUCACCAUCUAAAUUAAGAUCACAUAAUACAACCAACACUUUUAAUAAUAGUAAUUUUAGUAAUAGUGAUAAUGAUAAUAAUAAUAAUAUUAGAAUUACAACACCAUUAAAAAAUCAAAACUUUAAUAAGUUUAAUGACAGUAUAAUAUUUUCUCCUUCAAUUUCAUCGCCCUCCCCUUCAAAACUCUCAAAUUAUCAUAAAUAUCUUAAUAAUAAUAAUAAUAAUAUUAAAAAUACACCAAUUUCUACAAGUAAAAAAAGAAAAUGUAAUUUUUCAUCACCUCUACUAUUUUCACCAUUUAAGUAUGGCGUCACAUCGCCAUUUUCUCCAAGUAAAAUGAAAUUAAAAUCACCAUUUAAAAAGAGAUUUAAAAAUGAUAAGUCGCCAUCAUCUUCGAUUUCAAAAAAUAAAAAUUCAAAAAGUAAUGAUAUAGUUAAUAAUGAUUUCGAAGACGAUGACGAAGUGGUUAAUAUACAAUCUGAAUCAGAAAUUAAUAAUAAUAAUAAUCAAUUUACAUCACACAAUGAUAAUUAUAAUUAUAGCUAUAAUUAUAAUAACAACAGCAAUAAUAUUAAUAAUAAUAAUAAUAAUGAUGAUGAUGACGAUUUUGAUCUUACAGAAACAGAAGAUGAAAAAGAUGAUUAUGAUAAAGAUGAUCGUACAUUUUCAAAUUUAUCUGUUAGACUAUCAUUCACUGAAGAAGAUCUUGCUGGUGUUAAUAUUGGUGAGUCCAUAAUAAAUAAUAGUAAACUACCAAAAGUAAUACCUUCUCAAAUACCACCACCAACCCAAUCAACUCAAUCAACAUCAACAUCAACAUCAACAUCAAAAUCAAAAUCAAAAUCAACAAUAAAAAUAAAAUUUAAAAAUAUAAAAUGUAUAAUUGAUAAUCGUGAAGUUAAAUCGGUGACAGAAAGAGAUUACAUUUGUAAUAAAUUGAAUGAACGGGGUAUAAAUGCACAAGUAAAGAAAUUAGAAUUGGGUGAUUUUGUAUGGGUAGCAAUUGAUGAACAUGAUAAUGAAUGGUUAUUAAAUUAUAUUAUAGAAAGAAAGAGAGUUGAUGAUUUAAGUAGUUCAAUUAUUGAUGGUCGUUAUAAAGAACAGAAAUUUAGGUUAUCAAAAUCUGGUUGUGAUAAUAUCAUUUAUUUAAUUGAAGGUAUAGUUUCAAAUACAAUCAAUAGCUCUUCACAAUCUCAAAAGAAAACAUGGGGAACUGUUAAUUUUAGUUUAUCACCUGAUGCAUUAGCAACUGCAUUGGUAACAACUUCAAUUUGUGAAGGUAUUAUAAUUAAAGAAACUAAAACAAUUGAUAAUACAAUUGAUUAUAUAGUUAAUAUAACUGAAUAUUUUAAAGAGAAAUUAUUAAAAAAUAAUAACAGUGGUGGUGGUGGUGGUGAUGAAAUUAUAAAAUUUUUAUUUGCUAAUAAGAAUACACAAUGUACAUUAGAAAAUUUUAAUCAAUUAAAUUCAAAAUCAAAAGGAUUAAAAUUGAUUGAAUUUUUUGCCACUCAAUUAAUUCAAAUCCCUGGUUGUUCAGCAGAGAAAGCUCAUUCAAUCACUCAAGUUUAUCCAACACCCAUGUCAUUGUACUUGGCUUUGAAAGCUAUUAAAGAUAAAGAAUCUGGAGAAUCUCAUUUUAAAGAUUUUACUUUUGGUAAAAAUAAAAGAAGAUUUGGUCAAGAUGUUAGUGAAGUUAUUUAUAAUCUUUAUACAAAUAAAAAAUAUUUAAAUUAA